Penicillium verhagenii is the source of this 1359-nucleotide messenger RNA. RefSeq names its product nicotinate phosphoribosyltransferase. Lineage: Eukaryota; Fungi; Ascomycota; Eurotiomycetes; Eurotiales; Aspergillaceae. The transcript has 5 exons. Gene Ontology annotation, biological process: NAD+ biosynthetic process. Gene Ontology annotation, molecular function: nicotinate phosphoribosyltransferase activity. The coding region runs from base 1 to 1359 and encodes 452 amino acids. The record is from RefSeq and is a predicted model, not a curated record.
AUGGGCCAGGAUACCUCUCCCAUCCCCGAGGGAGUCUCCUCCCUCCUAGAUACCGAUCUCUACAAGUUGACAAUGCAAUGCGCGAUCCUCAAAUACUUCCCUGAUGUUUAUGUCACUUACGGCUUUACGAAUCGCACCCCGCAUAUGAAGUUGCGGCGCGGAGCAUACAAAUGGCUUUUGCAACAGCUGGAAAACCUCGGAUCCCUGCGCGUCACCGCCGAAGAGCGUGCUUUCCUUCAGCGCAAAUGCCCAUACCUCACCGAGGCCUACAUUACCUUCCUUGAGACCUUCCAGCUCAAGCCGUCUGAGCAGGUCGAAGUCAAGUUCACACCUACACAAGAUACAGGUAGUGACGAGGAUGAAGGGAUCAUUCAAUAUGUUGUCAAGGGUCUUUGGCUCGAUACCAUUCUUUACGAGAUCCCGUUGCUGGCCCUGACUAGCCAGGCGUACUUCAUGUUCAGUGACAAAGAGUGGGAUCACGAUGGCCAGGAGGAGAAGGCAUACAGCAAGGGAUCUACACUUCUUGAGAACGGGUGCAUCUUUUCGGAGUUUGGAACCCGGCGGCGACGCGAUUAUCAUACCCAGGAUAUUGUGAUGAAGGGUCUAUCGCGUGCCGCGGAGGAUGCCAAAAAGAACGGGUGGAAGGGCGCAUUGACUGGAACAAGCAACGUGCAUUUUGCUAUGAAAUAUGAUGUCAAUGCCGUGGGUACUGUCGCGCACGAGUGGUACAUGACCAUUGCGGCUAUCACGAACGAUUAUGAGAAUGCCAACGAGCUGGCAUUGCAGUACUGGCUUGGAUGUUUUGGAGAAGGGGUCCUCGGUAUCGCCCUCACCGAUACAUUCGGCACACCGGCUUUCCUCGAUGCAUUCCGCAAGCCUAUUAAAACUCCCGACCAGAGCGAGAGCAGCCAGCCCCUCAAGUCUUAUGCGCAAACUUACACUGGUGUUCGCCAAGAUUCAGGUGAUCCAGCAAACUUUAUCAAGAUGGUCCGCGAGUUUUACGAUCGUGAAAAUAUCACUGACAAGAAAAUGGUUGUGUUCUCUGAUUCGCUCGAUAUCAAGUCCUGCCUUGAAUACAAGGCCCUUGCCGAUGAGGCGGGCUUCAUUCCCUCUUUUGGCGUGGGCACAUUCUUCACAAACGAUUACAUCAACAAGACAACCGGCGAAAAGUCCAAGCCUCUGAAUAUUGUCAUCAAAAUCUCCACAGCCAAUGGCCGACCGGCCGUGAAGCUCAGUGAUAACCUGGGGAAGAAUACAGGGGACAGUGCCACUGUCGCGGAGGUAAAGAGGAGACUGGGCUACGUUGAGCAAAACGACGUGCAGAUCGAUGAGGAAAAUCGCUGGACGCCACGGGCAUAG